This is a messenger RNA of Colletotrichum navitas, 1490 nucleotides long. RefSeq names its product family 10 glycosyl hydrolase. The transcript has 3 exons. Lineage: Eukaryota; Fungi; Ascomycota; Sordariomycetes; Glomerellales; Glomerellaceae. Gene Ontology annotation, biological process: carbohydrate metabolic process. Bases 190 to 1293 code for a protein of 367 amino acids. The record is from RefSeq and is a predicted model, not a curated record. Gene Ontology annotation, molecular function: hydrolase activity, hydrolyzing O-glycosyl compounds.
CCCGUCGGCUGGGAAUUCGCAUGUAGCGAUGGUGAAGUCGUAUCGAGGUCGGGAACUUGCAUAUAUGAAUUGAAUCGCCCUCCUGGCGGAUUGCUUUCUUGUUGAUCUCCGUUCUCACCCACACUUCCUAUCUCGGGCACAAAUAGGUCCUUUGAACUGUCGCCAGGAACCUGUGGGCAAUCGGUCACGAUGCAUAUCCAAUCCCUCGCCGUGCCCCUACUGGCGGCGUCUCUUCCCCUCGCCUCUACCCAGCUCGACUACUACGCGAAGAAGGCUGGUCUGCUGUAUUUUGGUGCUGCAACUGACACCCCAGGGCAGCGUGAGCGGGCCGGUCUGGAGGCAUCUUACGAGCAGUACGAUGCCAUCCUCGACGACACCAACGAGUUCGGCCAAACAACCCCGACCAAUGGCCAGAAGUGGCUCUUCACCGAACCCGAGCCAGGUGUCUUCAACUUCACCGAGGGCGACAUCGUCACCUCCAUCGCCGAGGAGAACGGCCAGCUCCUUCGCUGCCACGCCCUCGUCUGGUACAGCCAGCUCGCCCCCUGGGUGGAGACGACGGAGUGGACACCCGAGACGCUUACCGAUGCAAUUGUCCGCCACAUCCAUGAGGUGGCCGGGCAUUACAAGGGCAAGUGCUACGCCUGGGACGUCGUUAACGAGGCCCUCAACGAGGACGGUACCUACCGCGAGUCCGUCUUUUACAACGUUCUCGGCGAGGAGUACCUCAAGCUGGCCUUCCGCACUGCGGCCGAGGUCGACCCGACGGCGAAGCUGUACUACAACGACUACAAUCUCGAGUCCCUCGGCCCCAAGAGCGAGGGCGCUAGGCGCAUCGUCAAGCUGCUCCAGGAUGAUGGUAUCCGGGUCGACGGUGUCGGCAUGCAGGCCCACCUGGUUGCCCAUCGCGCGCCGAGUCUGGACCAACAAAUUGCCGUCAUUCGAUCGUACGCCGAGCUUGGUGUUGAGGUUGCCCUGACGGAGCUGGAUGUCCGCAUCGAGCUCCCUGUCAAUGAGACGAACCUCGAGUGGCAGAAGGAGGCUUACAAAAAUGCUGUCGGUGCCUGCGUUCAGGUAUCUGCCUGCGUCGGUGUUACUAUCUGGGACUUCUACGACGCCUUCAGCUGGGUUCCUUACGUCUUUGAAGGUGAAGGCGCCGCCCUUCUCUGGUUUGACGACUUCAGCAAGCACCCUGCCUACUACGGUGUGCUCGAGGCGUUGAAGAACAAGACUGCUGCGCCGUGCAGGAGGAGACGGGCUCUUGACUCUGGCAAGAGCAAGAAGCUCUUCUAGAUUUAAGGCCUUUGUGUCCUGCGGGAGACAGCCCCGUAACCUGUGGUGGUCGACCAGUUACCCGGGUCAGACCAAGUCCAACUUGGCGGCUGGUUACGUGUAAGGAAUCGUAAUUAAAUACUGUAAAUACGCAAAAGUGGCUUCUCGGGCAGAUGGAAACCGCCGUCCAUAGUGCCUACAUGUUCUACAAAGAUUCC